This is a messenger RNA of Hevea brasiliensis (rubber tree), 1220 nucleotides long. RefSeq names its product 50S ribosomal protein L35, chloroplastic. Lineage: Eukaryota; Viridiplantae; Streptophyta; Magnoliopsida; Malpighiales; Euphorbiaceae. Gene Ontology annotation, biological process: translation. The transcript is spliced from 3 exons. Gene Ontology annotation, cellular component: ribosome; large ribosomal subunit. Gene Ontology annotation, molecular function: structural constituent of ribosome. The record is from RefSeq and is a predicted model, not a curated record. The coding region runs from base 291 to 881 and encodes 196 amino acids.
UGGUAAUAAGCAGUAGAUAUAGAGAAGAUCGACGACAAGGAUCACGCAUUCACGAAGAUGAAAAACUUCCCCAACAAAAUUACGAACAAGGGGCUAAACCCCAAAUAAAACUACCUAAGACCUCAAUAGCUGGCAACUCAUCAAGAGAGGGAAAGCGAGUUAGAUGGGCAUAUGUGGAAUCAUAAAUACUAAAUUUUAAGUUGAUACAAUAUUUUCUCCGUUUUAACCCGGUUGAUUCGGCCGGCAGCGGAUUAUCGGGCGUCGGGUCAUAUAGAUGUGCCGAACCGUUAAUGAGAGAAAAGAUUCAGGGCUCCGAUUCACCGCUACUCCUAUCCGCACCAUAUAACUCCACGUCACGCUUCUUCUUUCUUUCUGCUCCAAACGUUCAGAGGAACAACCAAAGAAGCCAAUUACAAUCUUCAACAAUGGCUUCUUCAACCAUCUUCUCUUUCAAUUUCAGGUUUUACCCUCUACAUUCCCCUCCAACUGCACGACUCUCUUCUCUGUCUGCUCAGUUCCCGCCCUUCAAUAAGUUGAACAAGUCACUCAGACUUAGUUCGACUCGUAGCAUUUCUGGGUCUCUCUCCUUUUUCAGUCGAAAACCUUCUACUAUCACUACUCUCACUCAGAGGCUUCAAUCUCUUACAGUUUCCGCCGCUAAAGGCUACAAAAUGAAAACCCACAAGGCAUCAGCGAAAAGAUUCAGGGUGACAGGCAGAGGGAAAAUAGUUCGGAGGAGAGCUGGGAAGCAGCAUUUGCUGGCCAAGAAGAACACCAAGAGGAAAUUACGACUCUCCAAAAUGCACCCAGUUAGCCGGAGUGACUAUGACAAUGUGAUUGGCGCUUUGCCAUAUCUCAAAGUAAAUAGACAAGCAAAGUAGAGAUCAUUUCAUGAGUUAUGGGAAGACCUUAUCGGCUGGAUUUUUUUUUAUUUAUUUAUUUUUUAUUUUUUAUUGCUUCUUGUAUGAAUAGACAAGUAAUCUUGAUGCCCUUAUUCUUCUAAUACAGAAUUCAGUCAAGUUCCAUUGAAAUUUCUACAUUUGUUGAUCAUGUCACGCAGCAUUACCUCUUCUUCCACUCUACAGCUUGCAAGGAAUUACUUUGGCUGAAUUUCUUUUUUAUAGCAAUUUGUAUUUUGUAUUUGCUGUUUGUAGAGCUUUGCAAACUUUGAUAGCUAUAUUCAUUUAAGAAAUCUUCAAUGCGUUAAAUUGUAUGGAUAA